Messenger RNA from Salvia miltiorrhiza (redroot sage), 1665 nucleotides. RefSeq names its product transcriptional corepressor LEUNIG_HOMOLOG-like. The record is from RefSeq and is a predicted model, not a curated record. Lineage: Eukaryota; Viridiplantae; Streptophyta; Magnoliopsida; Lamiales; Lamiaceae. Gene Ontology annotation, molecular function: protein binding; transcription corepressor activity. The coding region runs from base 86 to 1426 and encodes 446 amino acids. The transcript is spliced from 10 exons.
AGCUGGACAGAGAAAUGUUGAUGAACUUAUUCUCAUUUAUGCUAAAGUUCACCUAAGUUCAUGGGUGCUUGGGCAACAUUCUCAGAUGCAUUGUUAUGGCAAUUGCAGUUAUUCAAUAGAGCAGCUUACUAUAUAUUACCAACCUGCAAUAGCUUACGUGAAUAUUAGAAGGAAGAUAUUAGAGAAAAUAUCAUCGCAGGGGCAUUCUUCACCUGUAUUCAGUUUUGCUGAUAACACUCCCGUGUCAGAUCAACAGAGAAAAAAUUCAUCUCCAUCAGAUAUCUGUCAAGCAGAUUGUUCAUGUGAGUUGGCAGCACAAGCAUCAAAAAAGCUUAUAAUAAGUCCACCUGAUAAUUCAACCAAGAUGACAAGUCCUACUCUCUCUAAUGAUGGCUCAAAGGGGAAAGGUGUACAAAUUGAAAGGAAUACAGAACUAGAGGGGCCAUUUGAUGAGGAAAUAGCAUCUUUUUUCUCAAAUUAUGAAGCUGCUGACAAUAUGACCAUUUCAUUCACGCACACUUCAUCUCAAAAACUGAACGAUCAGCAAGACUUUCCUUUUGGACCAGUCAGAAGUCUCCACCCAAGUAAUAACAAGCUAUCAUGUUGCGAUUUCUCAACCCAAGGGAAAUUCUUAGCUGCUGCUGGGCAUGAGAAAAAGAUAUUCAUUUGGAACUUAAAGCAAUCAACCAGAUAUUCCUUCCAAGGGCAUACUCAACUCAUUACAGAUAUUCGAUUUAAGCCAAAUUCCAAUAUGUUCGCAACAUCCUCCUUCGAUAGAAUUGUGAAGAUAUGGGAUGCAGCUAAUACUAAAAAGAUACUUUACAACCUUGUUGGACAUGCGGAUCAAGUGAUGUCGGUGGAUUUCCACCCGAGAAAGACCAAUCUAGUGUGCUCCUGUGAUCGCAGUGAUGAGAUCAGAUUUUGGAAUGCCAAAGAAUCUGCUUGCUCUCGCUAUUUUAAGGGAGCUAAUAGACAGGUGAGGUUCCAGCCUCGACAAGGGAGCCUCUUGGCAGCUGCUACUGGUAAUGUUAUCAAUCUGAUCGACGUCGAAACAGGCAUGACCCACUACCGCUUUGAGGGACAUGAAAAAGACGUGUGUACAGUAUGCUGGGAUAUAUGUGGAGAAUAUCUGGUAUCGACGAGUGAGGACAGCACGCGCAUAUGGUCAAUUGUAUCAGGUGGAAAGUGCAUACACGAGUUGGCCUCUUGUGGCAGGGACUUCUCGUCGUGCACCUUCCACCCUGCUUACUCUCAAGUCGUGGCUGUGGGUUCCUACCAGUCUAUUUAUAUAUGGAACCCGACCAUGGGAAACAGGACGUGGAAGUUCCAUGGCCAUCAUGGUAUAGUGUCUGCCAUGGCCAAUUCACCUGAGACCAACAUGAUCGCCUCCGCCAGCCAUGACCAAUGGGUCAAGCUGUGGAAGUAGCUUAGCAUUUCCCCUAUGUGCCAACUCAACUGCUCCCAUACCAAUACAUAUACAAAACAUCUAUAUCAACUUAGUUAGCAAUAGUGUGGCACAUGUAAUCUAAUAUACUAUAUAGAUAGAUUGUUGGAACUUGCCAACAUUAUAUAAUCUGUUGUUUACAUCUUAUAAAAUGGAUUUUUGUUUUCUCUAAUGUUGAAAUUAUGAAUACAGUGUUCAGUUUCAAAUUAUUCCAUCUAUUA